This is a messenger RNA of Sitodiplosis mosellana (orange wheat blossom midge), 1871 nucleotides long. Its product is annotated as facilitated trehalose transporter Tret1-like. Gene Ontology annotation, molecular function: transmembrane transporter activity. The record is from RefSeq and is a predicted model, not a curated record. Gene Ontology annotation, biological process: transmembrane transport. NCBI's taxonomy places the organism in Eukaryota, Metazoa, Arthropoda, Insecta, Diptera, Cecidomyiidae. Gene Ontology annotation, cellular component: membrane.
UUCAUCGCAACGACGGUGAAAAAUUUACUUCUAACCGAUUUGGGAUUGAUCACAACCUUUCCCUCGAUUUUGAUUCCGGCACUGACUGGCAUUUCGAAUGAACACAAUCGCAAUGAAUUCAUUACAAUUACACCGAGUGAAGCGUCUUGGUUAGGAAGCAUUUGCUAUCUUCUUCAACCGUUCGGCAGUUUGUUAUCCAUUUUAAUAACAGAUUCUCUGGGUCGCAAACGUUCGAUGAUCAUUGUGAACCUUCCUUUGGCGAUUGGUUGGUUUAUGGUUUACCAAGGAGAUGUUUUUUGGAAAAUUAUCAGCGGUUAUGCUUUGCUCGGAUUAGGUGUUGGUAUGAUGGAAGCUCCUCUCAUUACUUACCUCGGUGAAAUAUGUGAGCCUUCAACGCGUGGAGUGUUAAUUGCUUACUCCGGAAUCAGCGUGACAUUGGGAAUAUUCAUGGUUUUCGGCCUAAACACCUUGAUGGCAUGGCGAUCCGUGGCACUAGUUUGCUUGGCGAUGCCUGUGAUCACAGCGGUUGCCGUUUGUUUUAUUCCAGAGACACCUCAGUGGCUUCUAUCAAAGAAUCGCAAAUCUGAAGCUGAGAAAUCGCUAUGCUGGCUUCGAGGUUGGGUGUCAAGUGACGUCAUAGCUAACGAAUUCUACGAGCUUCAAAAACACAGUGAACGUUCUAAAUCUUGUGACUUGUGUAUCAAAGAGAAUUUAAAGUGUGUUCACCCAUUGCCGACAAUGCGAGAAAAGCUCAGCGAGAUGAAACGGAAGCGAACGCUUAAGCCAUUCAGCAUUAUAAUAUCACUGUUUGUCAUCGUUCAGUUCACAGGGAUCGCGUCCAUGGCACCGUUUAUGGUUCGAAUUUUCAAGGCAUACGAAAGUCCAAUCCCACCAGAUCAAGCGGCCGCUAUUAUGAGUUUUCUUAACAAUUUGGCAACGGUUAUUUUCAUUAUUUCGGUUCGCUUCAGUGGCAAGCGGCGCUUCUUUUUAACCAUGUUAACGGGAAUAUUCCUUUGCUCGGCCAUUCUUGCUUGCUACGGAUUCAUUUACUUACCUACCGGCUACAUUUCAUUCGAUCAAAACAUUGAAUCACUUCAACCGGACAACGGAAACAUUCAUUACAUUCCGUUAGUUUGCCUGAUUCUUUGGAGUUGUUUCUCAUAUUGCGGAUUUCUUACCAUGCCAUGGAUGCUUCUAUCGGAGAUUUUUCCUUUUAGAUCUCGUGGCAUAGCAAGUGGAUUUGCAGCUGCCUUUUGCUAUAUUCUUGGUUUUAUCUCCAGAAAAACGUAUUACAAUUUAGAAUUUACACUCUCUUUGCCCGGUUCAACGCUGUUUUACUGUGCUGUCUCCGGUCUCGGUUUCAUUGUGAUGUACUUGAUCUUACCGGAAACGGAGAAUAUUUCACUGGAAGACAUCGAACUACACUAUUCGGACAAUUCAAAGAAAAUCACCGACCAUAAAAUCGUCAAGUCAAGCCAGAAGAUGGUAGCGAAAGAUGUAGAAAAUUCGUUCAAAAAGACUGAAAUGGAAUGCACGAAAUUGUGAUUAAAUUUGGAUAAAUUUAAGAAAAACAUUGAAUUUUGUUUUUUGCUAGGUUUGUUUUGUAAUGUUGUUGUUAUAUUUGUUUUUAAAUUUCCAUUCAAUUUCGGAAAUUUUGACCGCACAUUCGAGUGAGUUCGAGAAGGGAGAUGAAGGAUAGAACCCGAACUCAUGACAAUUCUGAAAUUGACAAGAGAGAAACUCGAUUAAGAAUAGUAAUGUAGACAAUAUUUGAUUAACAAAAACUUUACGUGGAUGCCACAAAUGGAGAAGCUAUGUUUUAAAUUAUUCCAUUGAAAUAAAAUUAUUAAAAUUAAAUGUUAAGCUAAAAA